GCCUGCUUGAAACUUGAAAGGCGUGCCUCGACCUCCAGCGAUUGGGUACGGGGUUGCUAUUUCCAUUGCGGUACCGAAAUCGUUUCGGCUUUUCACUGGACAGUUACACGGAUUGAUCCGACACCCAUUGGUUGUGUGGCUUUGUCGUGUCCCGGGACUUUCACUCCCGCUGCGGUGAAAAAGAUCUCGACCGGUAUCUGCAGCCCCCGUGGGUUGAAUUGCUUCGCUGUUGCCGUCGUGGUCCACCUGUCCGCGUUGAAUCUACCUACGAUGUUGCAGCCGCGGCUGGCCCUGAGGGCUAUCCAGCUUCCUUUCCGAUGUCUGUCGUCGCUCUCGACUCGAUCAUACGCUACUGCCGUUCAUGAACCCGAACAGCCCCUGGCCGCCGAGUCCUCCAGCUUCGACCCCGGUUCUGCCUUUGCUUCACCCCCGGCUCGCAAUGACUCCGGCACGCUAGUGCGGACGUACAAGCCGCGUACUCCUGGUGUUCGACACCUGCGGCGGCCGGUCAACGACCACCUCUGGAAGGGUCGUCCAGAACACAAGUUGACUUUCCCCAAGAAGGGUCACGCCAAGGGUGGACGUAACAACACCGGUCGAGUCACUGUUAGGCACCAUGGUGGUGGCCACAAACGCCGGAUACGUAUGGUGGAUUUCUUUCGAGCUGCGCCGGGGCCUCACGUUGUCGAGAGAAUCGAACGGGACCCUGGCCGCAGUGCUCAUAUUGCGCUUGUGCGUAGCAAGGAGACCAAAAAGCUGGCCUAUAUCCUCGCCGCCGAUGGUAUGAGGGCUGGCGAUGUGGUGGAGAGUUAUAUGUCGGGUAUUCCCGAGGAGCUUUGGAUAAGCAUGGGUGGUACUGUCGACCCCGGUGUGCUCGCGGCCAGAACCGCCUGGAGAGGCAACUGUCUCCCGUUGCACAUGGUCCCUGUGGGAACAUUAAUCUUCAAUGUUGGACUUCACCCGGGCCAAGGUGGUCAGCUGUGCCGCAGCGCCGGUACUUUCGCAACCGUCAUUUCUAAGGGAACCGAGAUCCAACAAACCGACAGCAAGAGCACUGCAGACCAGGGUCUGAAUGAAACAGAGCCUGCAGAGGAGGAGAAGCCUCUGACACAGACCGAAAAGCAGAAGCUCGAGCGUGCUGCUCAGCAUGUCACGAUCCGCCUGCAAAGUGGGGAGGUUCGACUGAUUCACAAAGACUGCUGCGCAACGGUGGGUAUUGCCAGCAAUCCCAACUAUCAGUACACACAGCUCGGCAAGGCCGGACGGUCACGCUGGCUCAAUAUCCGUCCUACCGUCCGUGGUCUUGCUAUGAACGCGAUGGACCACCCUCACGGCGGUGGUAGAGGAAAGUCCAAGGGUAAUGUCGACCCGAAAAGUCCUUGGGGUCUGCCGGCCAAAUCCGGUUACAAGACCCGCCCCAAGUGGAAGGUCAACAACGCGGUUGUUGUUCCCAGACCCCGAAACCACGGCAAGCGUCGCAGAGGCAAGAAAUAAGCAAGUUGGGCGUUUGAUUUGCGACGGUAUAAUCUUCCCAUCAACAUGGAAGAUUCCUGUAACACAUACCACGAUAUGCCAACCGCUGGAAAAAUAUGCUUUCGGUGGCCUCUCUACCUUGUCAACUCCCUCUCAUAUACCGGUUUAGACUGUGCAGAGGACUGUCGGUCCACCUUUCUUGUACUAUACUUCAAUUACUGAAUAAUGGGCGCGUCUUUUCUUCCUUUCAUAGUCUUUAUCUGAGACCCUGUAUAUUUAGCCCCAUGCUUCCCUCCCUCUCUUGGUCUUGAAUAAAAAGACUGAGAGUCAAUGGAAUUGUCCUCUUAUCCUAUUGCUUUAAAACAGUGUAUAGACAAUAAAAGAGCGCUUUCUAAUCAUGCAAAUAUACACUGGAACUCAAGAAGCCUACGCAGAACCUAUCCCUGUCAAUGACGUGUUGCUAUUGCCGACCGCAAGGUCGAUAUAUGCCCUGAAUCUACCG
This is a messenger RNA of Penicilliopsis zonata CBS 506.65, 1975 nucleotides long. RefSeq lists its product as hypothetical. The record is from RefSeq and is a predicted model, not a curated record. Gene Ontology annotation, molecular function: RNA binding; structural constituent of ribosome. The transcript has 2 exons. Gene Ontology annotation, biological process: cytoplasmic translation. Gene Ontology annotation, cellular component: ribosome. The coding region runs from base 271 to 1494 and encodes 407 amino acids. NCBI's taxonomy places the organism in Eukaryota, Fungi, Ascomycota, Eurotiomycetes, Eurotiales, Aspergillaceae.